This is a messenger RNA of Cicer arietinum (chickpea), 588 nucleotides long. The record is from RefSeq and is a predicted model, not a curated record. NCBI's taxonomy places the organism in Eukaryota, Viridiplantae, Streptophyta, Magnoliopsida, Fabales, Fabaceae.
AUGGAAUGCUCACCCUCUCCACCACCUCGACCAACACCACCACACACCUCCUCUGCCUCUCCUCCUUCUAAAACCAGUCAAGAAAUCCUCAAUCUGAUCCCUCUGUCUACUUUUCUUCCACCAUUGUAUACUCGCCCCACACCAAACAUUGCUCAAGUGCCUCCACAUUUACGCACUCAAACUACUCCUCCACGACGAUCCAUGAGAGUUCAAUCUGGAAUUGGAACUUCAAAACCAUUGAACCCUAAACCCCAUUACUUCAUCAUCUCAGAUUCUGAGAGUGAUGAUUCCUCUGAUUCAUGCCCCUCAUCAGCAAAACCACCAACACAACCAGAGCCAUCAACAAACACACCAAUAAAAACUACACCAUUAGCAACAACACCACCACCACAACAUCCAUCAUCAACUUCAGCACAAGCACCAACAACCACUAAACCUACCACACCUUCAAAAUCUGCCUUCUCCUCUGAGAACCCUCACAAUCAACUCAUCCACACCAAAAAUGGAGAUCGAUCAAUGACAUUAUUUCUCCUUCUACCAAACAAAAUGAACCCAUCUCUCAACCCAAACCAAAAACCAAAACCAUAA